AAAGACACUUCUUCUGCCCGCCCCCCUUUUUCUCUCUCCUUUGUAUUUCCUUAUUUUGGCCUUCUGGGUUCUUUCUCUGAACCUUAACCUUGUGAUCUUUAACCAUGAAUAAGAUGAAAGGGGUUGUUGCUGCCAUAGAGUAUUCUCCAUGUGCGAUGUACGUGGACCAAAGGAUGAGGUUCAAGCACCAGAGUCUUUUGCAAGACUUUGAAGACUUGCACAUGGAAACAGAUGCCAUGAGAAAGAAAUUGCAGAAGAUGAAAGAGCGAAGACUGACCCUGUCGGCCGAAGUUCGGUUUUUGAGGAGGCACAAGUUCUUGAUGCAAAACCGUUCAUCAAGCAUCGAAGCCAGCUGGAACUUUGUGCAGCCACCGAAUACGGUGGUUAGAAGUAAAUCCAAUGUGAAGGAGAAGAAUUCAACAGGAAGGGGAAGUAGUUUGCGCCGCCUAGCUAUGUCGUUCGGUCUGAGCCAAAAGAGAAAGACCUAUAGUGAAAAGGAAGCCUCUUUCAUUCAUCAUUCUCAUAUGUUUGACUUAAACCAGAAGCAGCACAAAAAUAUCAAUGGUAAGGGUGAUGCUCUUUUGCAAAGGUCUUCACCGAUUCUUGAUUUAAAUCAGAGGGAAAGGCUUUACGGUGGAAGGGAGGCUACUGCUCAAACCAUGAAACCAAUUUUCGAUUUAAAACAGAUUUCGAGAGAGGAAGAAUUGCAGUCCAUGGACAAUUCAAAGAGAAUAGAGGAAUUCAAGAAAAGUACGAUCCGAAUUCCAUGCGACUGGCAGCACAAUGAUAUUAAAAUAUCAACCUGCAGGAACACCGGAAACGGACCGAACAGAGUCGGGAAAAGAAAGAUCUCAUGGCAGGAUCAGGUGGCAUUGAGGGUUUAAGUCUCUUGUAAUAGAAGUUGCUUAGUUGGAGGGGUUGAGAACUAAGUGAAUUUAGCUUGCCUAACUGCCCCUCUUUUAAUUGAUAUAUGUUCUUCUCGUUCCUCUUUUUGUAAAGAAAAUAUAGUGGGCAUAUAUAAAAUUGCUUCCUU
Hibiscus syriacus is the source of this 1033-nucleotide messenger RNA. RefSeq lists its product as uncharacterized. The transcript has 4 exons. NCBI's taxonomy places the organism in Eukaryota, Viridiplantae, Streptophyta, Magnoliopsida, Malvales, Malvaceae. The record is from RefSeq and is a predicted model, not a curated record. Bases 105 to 884 code for a protein of 259 amino acids.